CGCGCGGUGGCGGGGUCGCCCGGAGCAGAGAGAGCAGAGCCGCCGAGGGGAGCCGCUGACAAGGGCCGCAUGGAGGACCCCGCGGCGCCCGGGGCCGGGAGUUCGUCUCCCAAUAGCAACGGCGGCGGCAAAGGGAAGCAGGCGGCACCUAAGGGGCGGGAAGCGUUCAGAAGCCAGCGGCGGGAGUCGGAGGGCUCUGUGGACUGCCCCACUCUGGAAUUUGAAUAUGGAGAUGCAGAUGGGCAUGCAGCAGAGUUGUCAGAAUUAUAUAGCUACACUGAAAACCUGGAAUUCACCACUAACAGGAGGUGCUUUGAAGAAGAUUUCAAGACUCAAGUGCAGGCCAAGGAGUGGCUGGAGUUGGAGGAAGAUGCCCAGAAGGCCUAUGUGAUGGGACUCCUGGACCGACUGGAGGUGGUCAGUAGGGAACAGCGACUGAAGGUGGCCCGGGCUGUUCUGUACCUGGCCCAAGGCACUUUUGGGGAAUGUGAUUCGGAGGUCGAUGUGCUACACUGGUCCAGGUACAACUGCUUCCUGCUCUAUCAGAUGGGGACCUUCUCGGCCUUCUUGGAGCUACUCCACAUGGAAAUCGACAACAGCCAGGCCUGUAGCAGUGCUCUUCGGAAACCAGCUAUCUCCAUUGCUGAUAGCACAGAGCUCAGGGUGCUGCUGAGUGUCAUGUACCUAUUGGUGGAAAAUAUCCGCCUGGAGCGAGAGACAGACUCCUGCCAGUGGAGGACAGCGCGGGAGACCUUCCGCACUGAAUUGAGCUUCUCCAUGCAUAAUGAGGAACCUUUUGCCCUUCUGCUUUUCUCCAUGGUUACCAAGUUCUGCAGUGGCCUGGCUCCCCACUUCCCCAUAAAGAAGGUCCUGCUUUUGCUCUGGAAGGUGGUCAUGUUUACCCUCGGUGGAUUUGAACAUCUACAGGUUCUCAAAGUACAGAAGCGGGCAGAAUUGGGGCUGCCUCCACUGACUGAAGACAGUAUCCAGGUGGUGAAGAGCAUGCGUGCUGCCUCUCCGCCCUCUUACACCCUCGACUUGGGGGAGUCUCAGCUGGCACCACCACCCUCUAAGCUGCGAGGCCGCCGUGGUUCUCGAAGGCAACUCCUCACUAAGCAGGACAGCCUGGACAUCUACAAUGAAAGAGAUCUCUUUAAGACUGAAGAACCAGCCACAGAGGAGGAAGAGGAGUCUGCUGGAGAUGGAGAACGAACCUUGGAUGGAGAAUUAGACCUGCUAGAGCAAGACCCUCUGGUGCCACCUCCACCCUCACAGGCAUCCCUUUCUGCUGACCGUGUGGCCUUUCCCAAGGGCCUACCCUGGGCGCCAAAAGUCAGACAGAAGGACAUUGAGCACUUCUUGGAGAUGAGCAGAAACAAGUUCAUCGGAUUCACUCUGGGGCAGGACACAGAUACCCUGGUUGGAUUACCCAGGCCCAUCCACGAAAGUGUGAAGACUCUAAAGCAGCACAAGUACGUCUCCAUUGCAGAUGUUCAGAUCAAGAAUGAGGAGGAUCUGGAGAAGUGCCCCAUGUCUUUGGGGGAAGAGGUGGUACCAGAGACGCCAUGUGAAAUCCUCUACCAAGGCAUGCUCUGCAGCCUCCCUCAGUACAUGAUUGCUCUGCUUAAGAUUCUGCUGGCUGCAGCCCCCACCUCCAAAGCUAAGACAGACUCUAUCAAUAUCCUGGCAGAUGUCCUGCCUGAGGAGAUGCCCAUCACUGUUCUCCAGAGCAUGAAGUUGGGCAUCGAUGUGAACAGGCACAAGGAGAUCAUUGUAAAGAGUAUCUCUGCCCUGCUCCUGCUCCUCCUCAAACACUUCAGACUGAACCAUAUCUACCAGUUUGAAUAUGUAUCACAACAUUUGGUAUUUGCCAACUGCAUUCCACUGAUCCUGAAGUUCUUCAAUCAAAAUAUCUUGUCCUACAUCACUGCCAAAAACAGUAUCUCGGUCCUGGAUUACCCUUGUUGUACCAUCCAGGAUUUGCCGGAGCUUACUACAGAGAGUCUGGAAGCUGGAGACAACAACCAGUUCUGUUGGAGGAACCUCUUUUCCUGCAUCAACCUUCUGAGGCUGCUCAAUAAACUGACCAAAUGGAAGCAUUCCAGAACCAUGAUGUUGGUGGUGUUCAAAUCAGCUCCAAUCUUAAAGCGGGCCCUCAAGGUCAAACAGGCCAUGCUGCAACUUUAUGUUCUGAAGCUGCUAAAAAUACAGACCAAGUACCUGGGGCGCCAGUGGAGGAAAAGUAACAUGAAAACCAUGUCAGCCAUCUAUCAGAAAGUACGCCACCGCAUGAAUGAUGACUGGGCUUACGGGAACGACAUCGAUGCCAGGCCAUGGGACUUCCAAGCGGAAGAAUGCACCUUGAGGGCCAACAUUGAGGCUUUUAACAGCCGCCGGUAUGACAAACCCCAGGACUCUGAAUUUUCACCUGUGGAUAACUGCUUGCAGAGUGUGCUGGGGCAGAGGUUGGAUCUGCCUGAGGAUUUCCACUAUUCAUAUGAGCUCUGGCUGGAGAGAGAGGUGUUUUCACAGCCCAUCUGUUGGGAGGAGCUGCUCCAGAAUCACUGACUGAGCUCUUAACAACAAAACAUCUGAUAGAUGGGCUUUGGCUCCAAUAAAUGGUGCUCUGCCUACCCUA
Molecule: messenger RNA, 2638 nt
Organism: Ailuropoda melanoleuca (giant panda)
Lineage: Eukaryota; Metazoa; Chordata; Mammalia; Carnivora; Ursidae
Gene: STRIP2
Product: striatin interacting protein 2
Exons: 21
Coding region: 70-2568 (832 amino acids)
Biological process (GO): cytoskeleton organization
Cellular component (GO): cytosol
Source: RefSeq, a predicted model, not a curated record